Messenger RNA from Panicum virgatum (switchgrass), 1838 nucleotides. RefSeq names its product eyes absent homolog. Gene Ontology annotation, cellular component: nucleus. The transcript is spliced from 6 exons. Gene Ontology annotation, biological process: cell differentiation; positive regulation of DNA repair; multicellular organism development. Lineage: Eukaryota; Viridiplantae; Streptophyta; Magnoliopsida; Poales; Poaceae. Gene Ontology annotation, molecular function: protein tyrosine phosphatase activity. The coding region runs from base 498 to 1409 and encodes 303 amino acids. The record is from RefSeq and is a predicted model, not a curated record.
GACAUGAAAAAGGGUGGCGAAUUCACGAGAGGCCAUUUGGAUUUUGCCCCAAGACCAAAACCGGAAAAGGAGUCUGCUGGCAGGUCCAACGAACUGAAUUCUCUUCCCUUCCCUUCCUUCCCGUCGUCAGGCGUCGGCACUUUGGGCUCUGCACCGUGCUCUUCUUCCUCCCCCUUCCCUCCCCUGCUUCUGAUUCCUCCUCCCACCAAAUCCGCCCCCUUCCCUCACGCCUUGCUGUGUCUCGUCAUCGGCGGCCUCACCGCCGGCGACGGGAGGCAGCAACCGCGUACCCCUUCCGCAGCAGCCGUCCCUCGCCGAGGCGCGGAGAUCCACCCCGUCAGGUGCUCCAUUGGUUUCAUCGUUUGCUGGAGCGUGUCAGGGCGGGGCCAGGGUUCGGGGAUUUUCUCGGUCGGGGAAGCCGAGGCUUCUUCUUAAGUUAAUACCGGUGGGGCGGUCUUUCCCCACCCGGCCGAGUUUUUUCUUUGAACAGGAGCAAUAUGGAUGAGAUUGUCCCUGCUUUGGCUACCAGCCAAGCUUCAACCGAUGUCCUGACAGAGCAGCCUUUGAAUGUGUACAUAUGGGACAUGGAUGAGACACUAAUUUUGCUCAAGUCGCUUCUGGAUGGGUCUUAUGCUGGGGCCUUUGACGGUCUCAAGGACCGUGAGAAAAGUGUUGAAAUUGGGAAACGCUGGGAGAACCUCAUUCUUGAACUCUGUGAUGAGCACUUCUUUUAUGAGGAGAUUGAGAACUACAAUGAACCCUAUCUCAAUGCUUUAAGUGAAUAUGAUGAUGGGAGAGACUUGACCUCAUAUGAUUUUGAGGCUGACUGUUUUAGUUCACCCUAUGAUGAUGUGAACAAAAAGAAGCUUGCUUACAGGCAUCGUGCUAUAGGAGAGAAAUAUGCAAAGGGUCUGGAAAAAAUUCUGGACCAGCACAUGGUCAAAGUCUGGAAUGAUCUGUAUAGUUUGACUGAUAAGUAUACCGAUGGCUGGCUGUCUUCAGCUCAUAAAUUAUUGGAAGAAGCAUUGGGCAAAUCAGCAGCUACACCUACUACCAACUCUUCAAGCAUCAACUGCAUAGUUACGUCAGGGUCGCUGAUUCCAAGCCUUGCCAAAUGUUUGCUGUAUCGCCUGGAUGAUGUGGUCUCGGCUGAGAAUGUUUACAGCUCAUGGGAAGUGGGGAAGCUGCAGUGUUUCAAAUGGAUCAAGGAGCGGUUUGAUGGUCCAAAUGUUCGCUUCUGUGCGAUCGGAGAUGGGCAUGAAGAAUGCAGCGCCGCACAGGUUAUGAAGUGGCCAUUCAUCAAGAUUGAGUUCCAACCUGACGCUCCUCACAGGUUCCCAGGCCUAGACAUGGCCACAGUCCAGACGUACAUGGAUGUGAUAUAUGAGUCAUCAAGCAAGGAUGGUUGACCAACAAUUCAAGUUGGUUGGGUUUUCUCCUCCGACCUCCAGUGCCCAUGGAGGUCUGGUCUGAGGAAAUUGUAAGCAAAGAGAUGUCGUGGGAAGAAAGAAACAUGUUGUCCUCUCUCGACCUUUACCCUGGCGAAUUAGGAGGCUGGUGCCAUAAAUAAGAGCCUGACUAGUUCUUCCAUGUUCCAGAGCAUGUCAUAGCUAGAUUGCCUAUCUUGUGUUGCCAUUUUACUAUGAUUCAGGCAAAUUAUCUGUUGUGUCCGGGCGUUAUUUCCCCCUGUUCUGCGUUGCCAGUUUGCCAUUUAAAAUCUGUACAUAUGCGUCUUAGAUUGGUGGAUGUUACCGCUUCUUUAAACAGGAGGUGGUGCAUGCUUUAUUAUGAGAGAGUAGCAAGAAAUGCCAUCACAGGAGCGGAUGCUUUUAUGCCUA